GACAAAGGGAGAGAGCGCUCAUUGGCUCCGGCCGUGUGCGCUCUGUUGUCCCCCAGCGAGAGCGGCACAGCCCCUAUUCACAUGCUAAUAAGCCCCUAUAAAUACUAACAACAGCCACUCAGCGCCAGCAGCACGUCUGACUAGGAUUACACAAUAAACAGAGGGCGCCUCGCCUCGCCUACGAGUUUGUCGAUUUUUUUUUCUAACCGGUUCCGUUUGCCAGCUGCCCCUCGAGGACCACUCAGGAGGUACAAGCAGCAGUGGGAGAAGCCACAGACGCGCCGAUCCAUCCAACAUGGCCCCCUCGGCUCGGCCAAACAACAUCGGACUUGAUGUGAAAGAUGAAGAUGAGUCCUACUGCGGGAUACAGAAAGCGGACAGAAAGACGAGGAAGCCUCUGGUGGAAAAGAAGAGGCGAGCUCGCAUCAACGAGAGUUUGCAGGAGCUGCGGACUUUGCUGGCAGACACAGACUUUCAUUCCAAGAUGGAGAACGCAGAGGUGCUGGAGCUGACCGUGAAAAAGGUGGAGGACAUACUGAAGAACCGGAAACAAGAGGCAGAGACACUAAACCGAGAAGCCAGCGAGCGGUUUGCAGCUGGCUACAUCCAGUGCAUGCACGAGGUCCACAUGUUUGUGUCCAGCUGUCCCGGGAUUGAUGCAACAGUGGCGGCUGAGCUCCUCAACCAUCUCCUGGAGUGCAUGCCCCUGAACGAGGACCACCUCCAGGACAUGCUGACGGAUUUAAUCAUGGACACUUCUGGAGGCAGCAGCAGCAGCACUUGGCAUGGAGGCAGCGAGGCGCUCUGCACUACUCUGGCUUCUCCUGGUGAACGGAGUUUCUCCUGCGGAUCAUCUUCUGCCCUCUCACCGGCCCCUUCCUCCAUGUCCAGUGAAGACUUGUGCUCUGACCUGGACGAGACUGACAGUGAUCACAGCCAGAGCUCUACGGAGGGCGUGGAGAACAGGGAGGCCCCGAGCAUGCCCAACAUGACCUACUCUCGGUCUAUGUGGAGACCUUGGUAGGGUAUUGGUGGGAGAUUGGAUGGAAUACAGUUGGGAUGUGUUGAAAGAGGGAUUAUGGGCUUUAUUUUUUAUAGUGUGACACAGAGCACCCUGCCGAAAGAGAAAAUUCCACCCGACAAUACAAGAACACUUUGUGGCUGUACCAUUUUAGCCUCAUGUAGACCAGUUAGGAAGACGGACAUGCAUGGAUUUUCCUUAAAACCCUGAACUCGCGGCGCUGAUGUCCAGUAAUUAAAGUCUGUAAGAGACAGAGACCUAUUUAGCCACCAAAAAAAGCCUCAGCUGAUCAUUGUGCAGUGAAGCUACUGGACACUGGAGAAUGACUGGAUUUUCUUUUCAGCCACAGCUGAAAAGAAAAACAUUUACAGAGAUUUCCCCCAGUUCUGGGAAAUCUUUGAAAUCAGUAAAUGAAAUAGCCACUUCAAGUUAGUGGGAGAAAAUUUCAUCACAAUUGCUCCUGGAGUGUAUAUAUAUAUAUAUAUA
Messenger RNA from Archocentrus centrarchus (flier cichlid), 1507 nucleotides. RefSeq names its product hairy-related 13 (gene her13). Lineage: Eukaryota; Metazoa; Chordata; Actinopteri; Cichliformes; Cichlidae. Gene Ontology annotation, molecular function: DNA binding; protein dimerization activity. Gene Ontology annotation, biological process: regulation of DNA-templated transcription. The transcript has 4 exons. The record is from RefSeq and is a predicted model, not a curated record. Bases 296 to 1024 code for a protein of 242 amino acids.